Spodoptera litura is the source of this 333-nucleotide messenger RNA. RefSeq names its product neuroligin-3-like. Lineage: Eukaryota; Metazoa; Arthropoda; Insecta; Lepidoptera; Noctuidae. The record is from RefSeq and is a predicted model, not a curated record.
AUGGCUUCUCAUUGUCACCCCAUAAACACAAGAGAUGCAGCAGUACUAGCAUUAUCAGAUGCUCAAUACGUGGCACCUCUGGUCCAAACUGGAGAUUUCCUCAGUUCACCAGACACAUCACCAAGGACAUUCUUCUACGUGUUCGAUUACCAGACGAAGGAUGGGGAUUAUCCGCAGAGGAUGGGGUCAGUUCACGGUGAAGAGCUCCCAUACUUAUUCGGGGCACCAUUAGUUGAUGGGCUCGGCCAUUUUCCGAGAAACUACACGAAGUCUGAAGUGGCUUUGUCAGAGGCAUUCAUACUUUAUAUGGCUAAUUUUGCGAGGACCGGGUGA